AUGUGGGCGUGGAUGUUUGUCUCUGUACCUUUCUGUCAUGCUGAAGUCCCAGAGACAUUCUCUUUGCUGGUUCCUGAUGGUCCAGUCUCAGCCAAGUUGGGAUCCUCUGUGGUUUUGUCCUGUAGUCUCUCUCCUUCCUUCAGUGCUGUGGAGCUGGAGGUGCGCUGGCACAGGCCCAAUAAAUUCAACACCCCAGUUUUAUUGUACAAGGAUCAGAAGAUCCAGGAGAGUCCUGUACACCCUCAGUACAGGGACAGAGUGUCUCUGAUAGGGAGUCUGGAGGAGGGGAAUGUGUCUCUGAAACUGGAGAACAUCACACUGUCAGACAGAGGAGAUUAUGACUGUCAUGUCAGUAGUGUAACUUGGUAUGACAAGGGUGUAACAUCACUCACUGUAAAUGUACUAGGCUCUGAACCAGUCCUCUCAUUCACUGAGACAGCACAGGGAAAUUUAAAUGUGACCUGUGUGUCAGAUGGUUGGUCACCAGCGCCCACAGUAACCUGGAGAGACAGAAAAGAGAAAGAGAUCAACAAGAAUAGUGAUGUGAUUUACAGUAAAGAUAGUGAGGAUCUGGUGAGUGUGAGUUCUUGGCUGCUCUUCUCUCCCUCUGAGUCAGAGUGGAUCUCCUGCUCUGUCAGUUUAUCUGAUCAGGAGAAGAGAGAGGGCAGGGUGCUGCCACUCAGAUCAAAAAUAUCAAACUCUGCAACGCAACCAACAAUACUGGAGCCAACAGCAUCAAAACCUUCAUGGAGAGCAUUUACUGUCAUGCUGGUCAUCAGUCUGUUGUCCAUCAGUGUCUUAUUCAUCCUCUUGUUCAUUUUAUACAAGAAGAGAGAUCCUCAGAAACCAGUGGGCACAGAACCAGCAGUACCUGAGGAGGGGAAAGAGAAGGAGAGGAGGAGAAGUGCUGUGGAGCUGGAGGUGAGCUGGUACAGGCCCAGUAAAUUCAACACCCUAGUUUUAUUGUACAAGGAUCUGAAGAUCCAGGAGAGUUCUGUAGACCCUCAGUACAGGGAAAGAGUGUCUCUGAUAGGGAGUCUGGAGGAGGGGAAUGUGUCUCAGAAACUGGAGAACAUCACACAGUCAAACAGAGGAGAAUAUGAGAGCUAUGUCAGUCGUGGAACUUGGUAUGACAAGGGUACAACAUCACUCUCUGUAAAUGAUAGUGAUGAUCUGCCGGAGGUGUGUUGGUAUAGGCCCAAUAAAUUCCACACUCCAACUCAGUUAAACAAUGAGACACAGAUCCAGCAGACUCCUGCAGAAACUCAGGCAGGGAGUCUCUGA
Chanos chanos (milkfish) is the source of this 1284-nucleotide messenger RNA. Its product is annotated as butyrophilin-like protein 2. The transcript has 10 exons. The coding region runs from base 1 to 1284 and encodes 427 amino acids. The record is from RefSeq and is a predicted model, not a curated record. Lineage: Eukaryota; Metazoa; Chordata; Actinopteri; Gonorynchiformes; Chanidae.